This is a messenger RNA of Lactuca virosa, 1322 nucleotides long. Lineage: Eukaryota; Viridiplantae; Streptophyta; Magnoliopsida; Asterales; Asteraceae. The record is from the annotation of a GenBank genome assembly.
GAAAUAUUCCAAAUAUGUGAAAAGAUUUCAAGAAAGCACUUUUCGCAUCUACUCCGCGAAACUUGUGCUGACUUUUUGAGAUCCUAUCAAGAGAGACAAGAAAACAAUCAAGAAAACAAUCCUCAAAAUUCAUCACUGGUUGUUAUAGGAGUUGAAGUAGUCAAAAGAAGUUGAUCUGUUAAGAAAUGGAUGAGUUCAGAAGAUUAAUAUCAUCGUCGGCAUCAUUUUUACCACCUAAUAUCUCAAUACCUGCAACUUCCACGGUGGAGAACUUGUUCGCCAAUGGAAGUGGCGGCGGCGUGGGGGAGAGUCCGGGACCGAUGACUUUAAUCUCAAACUUUCUCUCAGAGAACGACAGGGAAGCGGAUUAUCAUUCAUUCUCUCAGCUUUUGGCUGGAACCAUGUCAUCAUCGGUAGAAUUUCAAGGACGUAUCCCGCCUAGAGAUCUAGAUGCCGGUGUUUCUUUUUUGGAAAACGUUGGUGGUGGUGGUGUUGGCAGGGGCGUUGACUUUCCUCCGGGAAUAAGUCCGGCGUCCUUGCUCGAUUCUCCGGGAUUCUUUCCUCCGGCAAAGGGCUCAUAUGGAACGUUUCACCAGCAAGCCUUGGCUCAGGCUAAAACUAAAGCAACCACACACCACCGUCUUCCACCAUCUAUGGCAGACCAGUAUGCUAUAAAGCCGGAGUUAUCCAUUUCCGGCAGCCACUCGCAACCUCUCACGGCUGAUAAGCCAGCUGAGGACGGUUACAACUGGCGGAAAUAUGGGCAGAAGCAAGUGAAGGGUAGUGACUACCCUAGAAGUUAUUACCGAUGCACGCAUCAACGUUGUGUAGUCAAGAAGAAGGUUGAGCGGAGUCCUGACGGCUUAGUGACUGAGAUCAUCUAUAAAGGCCAGCACAACCAUCAACCACCACGAUCCAUUGGAACUUCCGGUGAGUUUGAACCCUUCAAGGGUAGGGAGGAUCAAGAAUCUUCCCAUGAACAGUCGGGAUUAAACGAUAGUGAUGGAGCUAGUGAUGAUGUUGCCAAGCCUCAAACAAAAAAGAGGAAUGUAGAGGUAAAGGAGUUCGAUCCGGUUGCAUCCCACCAGAAAGUUAUGGAACCUCGGAUUGUCGUUCAAGCCACCAGUGAAAUAGAUCUUCUCGAUGAUGGCUAUAAAUGGCGCAAAUAUGGCCAGAAAGUCGUUAAGGGAAACUCUCAUCCAAGGAGUUACUACAAGUGCACAAGUAAAGGGUGCAAGGUUCGGAAACAUGUUGAGAGAGCAGCAAGCGACCCAAAGGCCGUCAUAACUACAUACGAAGAUGUUUUGAAUGCUCUAGCUUGA